This is a messenger RNA of Galeopterus variegatus (Sunda flying lemur), 1191 nucleotides long. RefSeq names its product lysophosphatidylcholine acyltransferase 2B-like. Gene Ontology annotation, molecular function: calcium ion binding; 1-acylglycerophosphocholine O-acyltransferase activity. NCBI's taxonomy places the organism in Eukaryota, Metazoa, Chordata, Mammalia, Dermoptera, Cynocephalidae. The record is from RefSeq and is a predicted model, not a curated record. Gene Ontology annotation, cellular component: endoplasmic reticulum.
AUGGCUGGGCAGUCCAUUGACUCCGACGUGGAGGUGUGGGAGUCCGAGGUCGAACAGGAGGUAAUCAAGUCACGGCCAACCCCUUUGUGGUGCUUUUUCGCUGGGCUCGUGGUUAAAGUGAAAGGGAAAAAGACAACCCUAGACGAGGCUCCUAUCCCCGUGACAGGGCCGCACUCCACUUUCUUUGAUGCAGUCGCCUGCGUGGUGACGGGGUUAUCCUCCGUGGUCUCUGCAAGUCAAAUCAUGCGGAUACUGGUGGCUGGGAAAUUCCUACUGUCAACACAGCCGGUGCUUGUGAGCCGAGAAGACCCGGAUUCCAGGAAGAAUACCUGGAAUGAGAUUCUCAAGCAAGUGACAUCCAGGAGCAAAUACCCAAACACCCUGGACAUGGUGACCUGGACCUAGCAGGGGUUUACAGGCUUCCAGGCCUGUAUGUUGACCCUGAGUCAGCCCUUCACCGGGGUGGAAGUUGAAUUUAUGCCUGUUUAUAUCCCAAAUGAUGAAGAAAAAAAAGACCCCCUCCUUUUUGCCAAUACAGUUCGCAUCAACAUGGCAAAUGCUCUGAGAGUGUCUGUGACAGACCACACUUAUGAAGGCUGCAGACUGAUGAUUUCUGCAAGUAAUCUUCAACUACCCAUGGAAGCUGGUUUGGUGGAAUUUACAAAAAUUAGCCAGAAAUUGAAAUUAGAUUGGGAUAAUGUUCAUAAGCAUUUGGAUGAAUAUGCUGCAAUUGCAGUUGCCUCAAAAGGAGGGAAGAUAGGAAUUGAAGAGUUUUCAAGUUAUCUAAAACUCCCACUUUCAGAGCCCUUGAGACAACUUUUCACCCUGUUUGACAGGAAUAGUGAUGGCAGCAUAGACUUCAGAGACUACGUGAUAGGUCUGACUGUCCUUUGCAAUCCUACCAACAGUGAAAAGAUUCUGCAAAAGUCCUUUAAGCUUUUUGAUCUUGAUGAGGAUGGUUACAUAGCAGAAAAAGAGUUUGCUGCUAUUCUUUGGGCAGCUUUUGGAGUGCCAGAUCUUGAUGUUUCCAGAAUCUUUCAGGAAAUAGCUGGACAGAACUCAUUACACAUUUCAUACAAAAGCUUUAAGAAAUUUGCCCUGAAGCACCCAGAAUAUUCCAAGUUAUUUAAUUCAUACCUGUACCUCCAGGCAGCCUAUAUAUACUCAUUACCACAAGAAGAACAGUUUUAA